This is a messenger RNA of Corythoichthys intestinalis (scribbled pipefish), 5150 nucleotides long. RefSeq names its product arginine/serine-rich protein 1 (gene rsrp1). The transcript has 5 exons. The record is from RefSeq and is a predicted model, not a curated record. NCBI's taxonomy places the organism in Eukaryota, Metazoa, Chordata, Actinopteri, Syngnathiformes, Syngnathidae. Bases 216 to 1136 code for a protein of 306 amino acids.
GUGAUUGGAAUUUUCCACACGCUCAAAUCUCGUUGGACUGUCCUAGUCCAGUCAUUCGAACAGCAACACGUCGACGGCGGAGCUUGUGCACUUUUAAUAAUCCUAAACAAUUGUUUAUGAUCUUAGAUUCAUCGGCUAGUUUGCGGAAGGCAGUGUACAUUUGUUAACGUCGUCACCCUGAUACUCGUUACAGUCAAGCGACAGACUGAUAGACAAUGACCAAGGGAGAAGACUCUCACCUGACAAUGGCCCUUUCUCACCAGAGUGAUGGGACCAGUGGAAGUUUUGAUCAGAGCAGCCCCUCAUCCUACUACUCCAGGAAUAGUUAUGAAAGCAGCCCUGCCUCGUCUUUUGGCAGUGACAGGGGCCGUCACAGGUCUUCAUCCAGCGGUGGUUCCUCCUCUCGUUCCAGGUCCCGCUCUCAUCCUCGCUGCCACAGACAUUCCCAUUGUCGCAAUCAUCGUAGAUACAGCCGCAGCCGCCACCGUUCCUCACGCCACUACAGAGCACACUCUCGAUCCUACAGUCGCUCACCAUCACUGGACAGGUAUCACAGGCACCGUAGACACUCCAGUUCCAGGUCCCACUCAAGGUCUUCACUGGCAAGGAGCAGAUACAGCAGGCCUCAGGCUCAUUUUAAUAGGUUUCCAAGAUCACGAUCCAGAUCCUAUAGAAGCCCCUCGAGAUCCUCAGGGAGUUCAGUCAGCUUGAGUUUGGAAGAUAAGAGAGAACUCUUAAAAGCUGCAAAAACCAAUGCCAUGAAACUGCUUGGAGUGGAGAAACUGGAGCUUCCUAAGAGUGUGAAACCGAUACUCUCAGAGCAAAUUGAGGAGCCUGACUGGGUGUUACCAGAGUCUGAGCCAAGGGUGAGACCACGACCCGAAAAGAUGUCAUCACAGCAGAGCAAUGAAGCAGAGGCCAUUAUCAUCAAUCCAAAGAUGACCACAAAAACAAAAACCAUCACUUUCAGCAUCAAUAAUUGUGUGGCCAAGCCGACCAUCGCUGUACCAACUACUGUCAAGGUAACACCCAGAGAGGACACCUAUGAAAGCAGCAUGCCCUAUGGCCACUGGGUCCCAGUGAUGAACAGCAAGUCCUUCAGGGCACGUAAACAAGUCCGCAAAAAGUCAAAAUAAAGUGGAACACCAAGAGGACACUGAACAUAUUGUAAAUAUUUUGUAAAUACCAGUUGUUUCAUAGUGACAUUUUCUUUCAGAUGAUUUGAGAUAUAAUUUGGAAGGAGUGAAGAAAUCAUUGAGGUGGGAUUAUUUCUUUCCCUUUAGUCCUGUAUUUUUGCUGUUCAAAUAAAGUAUUUAUUGAUGGAAAACCUUUGUGUCAAUUGUGAGAGCUCUAGAAUAAUUACCUUGCGAUGUGUGUAAAAGAAAAAAAAAAAAAAACAAUGUCAAAUACAGCCUGAAAUUAGAUUAAAAAUCUGCAUUCAAGAUUUGAAAGGCAUACAAUGGAGAUGCUUGAGACUUUGGUCUGCUGUACUGCUCAUAGAGGCUGACGGUAAAGAAACAACUUAAAACCAUAAGCAUAAAUUGUGGAAGUGAUGGACAAAGUACAACAAAUUUUCUAAAUUUGUAAUCUUGAACUAGGAACCUAGCGAGCUGCAGUGCAGGCAAGCCUGUUCAAUGGGGUGUCACAUGGUGUUGGCAUAUCCUGUGGUUAAGUUUUAGGAAGUGUGUUGAAAAACCCAUCUUCCUGAGUAAAAAUGGCCGAAUUGGGUUCCUUUAUAAGAUGCUGUGGUUGUGGCCACACAGGUGACCUGGCCAAUUAUUGACGCGUUGCACCUUUUUCUGCCCAGUGGAAAUAUUUGUACUUUUUGGUUAUCUUUUAAGUUUAAAAAUAUGGAAUAGAUUAACCACAAACAAAAGGCCUCAGAGAUAAUGAUACUGCCAGGAUUCUUGUUUAAUAGGAGCAAGUCAGUUUUUGUAGCAAAAUAAUUUGUAUAAAUAUACAUUUUUCAAGCAUUGUCCCUUUUUCAACAUAUAGUAAUUCUGUCAAAGAAUUUAAAUCCUGCACUGAUAAGUGAUGAGACAAUUGUGUAAUCUCUUGUCCAUUCAGUCAAUGGGGAAACAUUUCCUUUGGCCUCCAUGUGGUCCUGGAAACUUCUGGAGAAGCAAUUUUGAACAAGCAACUAUUACUUUUUCAUUUAUGCCAGGGGUCUGCAACCCAAAAUGUUGAAAGCUGUGCUUAACCACAAAAGGCCUCAGAGGUAAUGAUACUGCCAGGAUUCUUGUUAGAUAGGAACAAGUCAGUUUUUGUGGCAAAAUAAUUUGUAUAAAUAUACAUUUUUCAAGCGUCCUUUUUUUUCAACAUAUAGCAAUUCUGUCAAAGACUUUAAAACAUUGUCCUUUUUUUUUCAACAUAUAGUAAUUGUCAAAGAAUUUAAAUCCUCUACUUAUAAGUGAUAAUAGGGACAAUUGUGUAAUCUAUUGUCCAUUCAGUCAAUGGGGAAACAUUUCCUUUAGCCUCCAUGUGGUCCUGGAAAGUGCUGGAGAAGCAGUUUUGAACAAGCAAUUAUUACUUUUUCAUCUAUGCCAGGGGUGGGCAACCCAUAAUGUUGAAAGAACCAUAUUGGGCCAAAAAAAACGUCUGAAACCGCAAAAAAAAAAAAAAAAAGCCUUUAAGUUAUAAUGGAGGCAACACAUGCUGUCUGUAUCCAUAUUAGCUAUAUUAGCCUACCAUCAAAAAAAAAAAAGUUGGCUACAGAUACAUAAUGAGCCUUCAUUAGUAAACAUCUAUUUUCCCUGCAGUGCAUCCUGCAGAGAAUGACGCACCACGUGCCCAGUGCAUACUCUGUUGUACAAAGCUGCCUCAAGUUUAACUUCAUUACAAUAUUAAUGAAUUGGAAGAAUGUGCCUUGUUUGUCCUCCUACAGAAACCAUAUAAAUAAAUAAAAAAAAAUCCCCCCUUUUUACAUUUUCCCAAAAUUUUUAAAAAGCUUCAGGGAGCGACUAGGGCAGCGCUAAAUAGCCGCAUGUGGCUCUAGAGCCGCGGGUUGCUGACCCCCGUUUUGGUUUCAGACGUUGACACAUCUUAAAUUCGUAAGUAAUAAUCCUUCACCAAAAUAGGAUCCCUCACAGGUGUCGAAUGUCAUGCUGGCAAAAAUAUAAGACCCCUCUAAUUGUGUAGUAUUACUGAAGCUUUUUAACAUGCAUGAAGGUGAAGCGAUUUGACUUGUCUCUAUAAACCUUGAUAUUCAUCAGUCUGUUGCACACCAAUGAAAAGCUAUAUGUAAUCCACUAAACAAGAAUGGAUUUCAUUGGAGGACCUCUCGGACAACACCACUGAUGGGUUUUCAAAAGAAACUCCAGAUGCUCCGCAGCACUAUCUGCAAAAUAUUCUGAACCACUUAAACAACUUGAGUUGCACCCCAUACAGCGCCCCUGUGUGGAGGGGGGGGGGGGGGGGAUAGACGAAUAUCACACAAUAUAGUACACUCAAAAGUCAUGAGGUUCUCUGCCACCUUCCAAUUCUAGGAGUUUGAAUUUGUGAUUGGGCCAACCAGUCUCAACACACUGAACGUUUUUGCAGUUUCUAUCAUGUCCACUAAACGUCACUAUUUUCCCAUAGUUGCUAUUAAGCAUAGCGGCAGCCACGCUUGCAUUCCAUGUCGUUUUUCUUAAUUUCUCAUCAGCCAUCCCCCGCUGUAAAUCAUCACUUAUCUAAAAUAUAGUAACUAAAUUAACUGCUCAAGGUUAGCUGAUGUUAGCUUUUUAAAUAAACUAUCAAGUAGAAAAAAAAAUAUUUCAUUGCAUUCAUACACGGUUUAAGAGCCAUUGACAAGAGUCAUGCGACCCAAAUCUUUGUAGCGAAGUCGCCAAGUAAUUCAAAUCAGUGGUUAUCUAGUAGGGGUACACUAAUGGCAGGAGGUGGAAAGAAUGUGAGAAACUGGCAAAAACAUAAGUGAAAGUGAAUUGUCAUAUGAACCAUGUGCACAAUUGAAUAUUUAGUGGAAAACUCUUCUCACCAUGUAGAAAUGGAAAACUCAUCUCACCAUGUAGAAAGAAACAAGGCCUGUCAACUCCGUGUGCCCUUGUCGAAGGUAGCAUGCCCCCAUUAUCAAACAAAUUUGGAUGAGUGGAAGUGUGUUUGGGGCAUGGGAAUGACCUGCCAUUAAUCUUACCAGUCACAAGGCUCCUGCCUCAGGCACGUUGGUCAGACAGAGAUGGUGUAGAUGAUAAUGAAUUGAAUUAAGCUCUUGUUGGUUGUUACCACAGUGCACCUACAUCAAACAGAUUUGUCAGCUAGAAAUUGCCAGCCAACAAGCCUCGAGGUUCGAUGUUUUUAAUGGUAGUCAAUUCUCACGCUCAAAAUGUCAGUCAUGAGACCACACACAAAACAAAAAACUUGUGUUCUCAACUCAAGAAUCACUGAAAGUGGUUUACUUGUUUAUUUAAAAAUAAGGGCAAUAAUACUUCAAUGCGUGUUCUUAUACCGUACACACAACAUUUAACAAAUACAUCAUAACGGAAAAAUAUGCAAUAUAUCUACAACAAAAAGCAAGACACUUCAGUUUUAAGAGUUCAUGAUUCAAACUUAAACAGCAGUGCCUCUCUCCAGAUUCUGCUUGAUCUCUGCAGUGUAUUUGCCAUAGUAUCUUUCAGCCUUCUUGUUGAACUUGGCGUUCCUCUCGUUAAUGUAAUCAAUGUCCGCGUCGUCGUUGUAGGCCCUGCGUCGGCUAUAUUUGGACCGCUUUUCAAUCCUGCACAACAGAUAAAUACACAUCUUAAGAGGAUGAUUAAACAAAACACUGAUAAAACCUUAAGUCCUUUCAGAAAAGAUGAAAUGGUAAAAACACAACCAGUUCCUUUAACAGGGUAGUGGUUAAAUCAAGCAACUCCUCCUGAUCAUCCCUUCAAAAGGACCAUUGGCCUCUAUCAGCUACUUGCAUAAGGUGUCAAUUGCUUCAGAAAACCCAAUUUAUGUACUUCGUCAUACAUCCCUAAAUUGUUUAAUAUUUUGUUGAAUGUCAAAUACUUUUAAAAGCCUGCCUUGUUACAUUUAUUUACCAAAUACAUCAUUUGUACACAGUUGCCUUACCAAAACAAGCAUCAGAACAGCCCAAAGGAGUUCCGAGGGGAUAGUAUAAUCUGGUCCAUCUGCAAGGAUUUUUAAGCAUAGUAGUAAUGCUUUUGACACUU